UUAUUAUUAUUAUUUGUUGCUGUCCAGGAAAAGUAAACUUUUUGAAUCUUGUAUAUGGAGAUAGGAAGUGGUGGGGGGGGAGAGAGAGAACAUGGCUGUUGUUAGUUUUACAGAUUUAGACUGUUGCCAAGAAUAGGACGACGGUUUCAGACAGUCUAGGGCUAAAAGACUUUGGAGGUUUUAAGACUCCGGCGUCGUGAGGACGCGGUUAAUGAAAUUAGGCAGGAGGCCCAAGCGACAUGCGCGGUGUUUUCACUCCGUCCCGACCCGCGCUCCGCACAGGCGCACAAGAGGCCGUCUCCCACCUCACGCGGCAGGAACGCGACGGCUUCUGGUUCCGGAGUCGCCGCGAGAUCCACAGGUUACAGCAGGAGAAGUUAGGGCAAGUUGGGACUCCUGCGAAGUUAAUCGCCAACUACUUGCGACGCCGGAAAAAAAAAAUAUUCGCAGCCGUGUAGUGAGUUCCUCGCAAGGAUGACGGUGACGAUACGCCUUACUUCUGCGGAACCUAAUAAACGUGGCUAAUCAGGGAUAAUGCAGUCCUCUUGUAACAGGAGACAGGUGCAGUUUUGCAAUUCAGCGUGCCUGUGAUUUGAACAGACCUGGGUCGUUCCGUAGUGCGUCUUGGACUGUCACUAGGAGAGCAUCCAGUAAAUGCGAUGCGCUUUUUCCACCUUUAUAGCAACCUAUGCGGUUUGCACGCAGAUCUCCACCUGCAUCCUGCAGGAGUCCGUGCAAUGUUAUAACCUGAGCUGUCCCAGCAGCCCAGCGAGUCUUGGGGGAUGAGAUAAGAAGAGAUUUCAGUCCAGGAGGACAGGCUGAGCGAGGGCACUUGGGUGCAGGCUGUCUGUGUCCGGAGGCUGAGGGCUCAGGAAUACUUGGGCUCAAGACAGCGAAACGGAGGCUUUGGCGUUGUAAAUAUUGUGGGGGUGCCCUCCACUAAAGACGUCCGGUGCAUGAAUGCCAUGUCCUUGCCGUCUCCGGUCCAAAUCAAGGAGGCCAAUGCGCACCUGGCCGCGGUGCACAGGCGGGUGUCGGAGCUGGAGAGGCGGCUGGAGGCGGCGGAGAACACGGUGCGGGAGCAGGCGGAGAGCCUGAUCCGGAAAGACGAGCAGCUCCGGGCCGCCACUCAGGAAAUCAGGGAGGCCAAGGAGAGGGAGAUCAGUUUCCUGCACGAGAAGCUGUGCAAGUCCGAGGAGACCAUCCAGAGGUUCCAGAACCUCGUGAAGGAGAAGGACGCUCUGAUCGGGCAGCUCAGACACCGCUGCCGGCUGCUGGACAACAUCUGCAAGAGCCGCCCCCUGCUGGACAACAUGCUCGCGCACAUGGCCGAGGCCGAGAGGCUGGGGCCCGUCGCGGGGCUCGGCGAGGCGGCCAGGAGCCCCCCGCUGGCGGACGGGGAGAUCAACUGCAGCCCUGAGCGGAUGGCCAACCACAGGGACUUCUCCCUCAGCGAGGACGACAUGGACGAGCAAGACCUGGAGGAGACGAUGUUCGGCACGACCGUAUAGUCGAGACUGCUGGCCCCAGACCGCCAGCCUGCCCUGCCAAACCAGGGCCCGAUCCAAAGCCCGACCCGGAAUACCUUAAGGAGACUAACUGAGCCAAGAGUGAUUGGGACAAGCAGAGGAACCAGACCAAAGGCCUUCAUCAGAGCUGCUUAAGGUGUGGCUCCACCCUUUACCUCUGUUGCUGGAUAGUUUUUAACCCCACAACAAUUUUAUAGUCAAAGAGCUAGCUGCAGGGUAGUCCUGCAGGGGGACAUGGAACAAGACUGCAAGACCUGCUGAGAACCUAGGACGGCAUAUUAAGGGAAGGCACCUGCUAAGAAGGUGACAGCUGGCCCUGAUCGUUCUGCUCCCUGGGUGGCACUUGCGCCGGGGGGGGGGCGACUCUUGUGAGAGUGUCUUGGCAGCGUGGGCUGUGUCGCCCGUCCCAGGUCAGAUUAAAGUGCCGGUUCGGGCGAAGAGCAGGCGGCUGAGGCCUCUGUGUGCCCCCCAACCAAGCUGUCCAGCUCUGUGCUCCCAAGUGGCCCAGUCAGGAAUGUUGUGUCGACACCAGAUUGGACAGCGCGAAGCAUCCUUUGAGCCUGCAUUUCUACAGAGAGUGGAGAUUCAAACUGGCGGAUCGCAAGUACAAACUGGGGGAAAAAUAAUCCAUCGUCACUGCAGCUCUGGGCCUCCUCGUUCGCGAUCUCUUCCGAUCCGAAGAGCAAGAGAAGGAACUGCAGGGGCUUGGAUCUCAUUACACUGGUGUAGGUUUUGCUGACGAGCAAUGUCAUUAGGCUCUGCCCAGGCCAUCGCAUUCUAUUUCUAUUUCAGUUUUAUUCCAGGCUUUUCUUAAUUCCCGUCAUCUGCUUUGAUCGUCGUUACGAAAGGAGUCCCACACCGAUGGCAAAGAUCUCCUCUGGGGCAGCGGUCCUCGCCUGCCUAGGGGAGCUCUGUGGCACGUCUGACGUGGAUUCCUGCCUCUCAGGUUUGUCAGAAGUUCGAGAGAUCCCCGAUAAAGCUGAACAAGCGUGGAAAACUGGAAUCGGCGGUGGUGACGGAUGGUAAUGCGUUCACCAGGUUUCAAAUUCCCGUGCUUAAAUUACAUCAAAAUGACAAAGACGUCCAUGUGUAACAUGGCACUGAUAUAGUACAUUGAUUUCCAGUGGCAUCGGUCUUGUUUUGGUCGUUUUUUGGAGGGAUUAGGUUUAAUAUAAUUAUAAGGCAUUAAGCUUUGGGGAAAUAUUUAAUUUCAGCAAGUAGGCUUUUUAUUUAGUGACUUUUUUAACAAUGCUUUUUCUGAAAUUGCGAUAUAUAAUCAAUAUAUAUUUUUAUGACAAUUAGUUAUUUUCACCUGUUUUGGAAAAUCCUGGAUGUAUAUUUGGAGCGAAUAAUUAAAUGUAAUAUAGAUGCUCUCACACACUUUAUUUAGAAGUAACACCCUUCAGGAUUGUAUUGGCAUUGAGAGCGGUUGCAUUGAAUUAUGGGUAUGAAUAUUAUUCUCCUCUGAUCACAGUGCUACAGCAGGUGCACGGUUUUACAGCUUCACAUUCUGCCUUUUUGCACACAGGAAGUCAAUCUUAGCAGUGUGAACAGCUGUUUCUUUAUUGGGACACACCACCCUGGCAUAGACAGAACGACGAAAAUGAAAAAGGCAGCAGGAUUUAAAUAUAUAUAUAUUGUUGGAGGAAGUGGCAGAAACUGAUUCCAUGCUGAAGAGUAGAAAGCAAGUUUUUGUCUGCUCAGUCUUCUCUUCAGGUGUGGAAGGUCUUUGAAAAAGGCUCAAUAGCUAAAACAUUGGGGUUUUUGUUUUUUCAUUUUUACUGUGGCAUUAACCUCUUCUUGUUCCAUUGCUUCCCACAGAUCGAUGCACUUCUAUACAGUAUGUAUUUAGGGUACUGUGACUUUAUUUAGAAUCAAUAUUUUGAAAGAAAAGGGGAACUGCUCAAGAAAUGUAUACUGCAUUUUUACCCAGCGAUCGCUGUAAGCUAUAAUUUACAGCUUUACUCUAGGUGCUAACAUACACCACAGGAUGAUGAAUGUAAGCAGAAAUGGAGGCUACAUAAUACUAGAUAAAUCCUUCCCAGUGGUCAGAACAUUAGCCCUGUCCCACUUGGCAGAAGUCACUUUCAGUCACUUGGUCACUUUUACGUGUCCUGUACAGGCAAGGAAAUAGGAAAGAAAAGACUGAUCGAACAUCUUUUUUUCUAUUAAUGUUAUUAAGAACCUUCAAUAUGAGUAGAUUCUAGGUUACAUGAAGUCCAAACUUCAGAGUACCCUUCUGGGCCUCUCAUCUCUUUCCUUGUUAAACUAGCUGGUGCCUUGUAAAUUCAUCCUUGAUUUCCUAUGGCAAAUGCUGCACAGUGUUCCCGCAGAUUUCUGAAAUUGGUGAGGGGAGGGCAGUAGUCUUCUCCUGAGGGAUCACAGAGUCCUCAGGGAACAGACAGAAAUCCCUGAGUUUGUUAGAGAUGGGGUCCCUGGUCUUGGGAGAGUUGCUCGGCAGAGAGGGGAUAAUGGAGAUUAGGAAAUUGAUUUUGCUUCUGAAAUUGAAAUAUCCAGUGCCUGAUUUGAAAAAAAAAAUGGAAGGUUCAUCACUUGAAAGAGAAACUGGGCUGGCUCAAGAUGACACUGUAG
Lepisosteus oculatus (spotted gar) is the source of this 4121-nucleotide messenger RNA. RefSeq names its product vimentin type intermediate filament associated coiled-coil protein (gene vmac). The record is from RefSeq and is a predicted model, not a curated record. Lineage: Eukaryota; Metazoa; Chordata; Actinopteri; Semionotiformes; Lepisosteidae.